AUGUCGAGCUGCCGUGCCUCCCUCCUCGCCGUCCUGUGCAUCAUCCUCUACGACUGUACCCAUGUCCCUCGCGCUGGCUGCCUCUCCUUCAACCUCAGCUUCUCUCAACCCGAAAGCCUAGCUGAUCUCGAUCGGUUGAUAUACUGCACCGGCGACGCAUACCUCACUCUAGACACGCUUGAGCUCACGCGGCGGAGCAGGAGGACCAACGACAGCACCGGCCGGGCCACGUACACGCAGCCAGUGCGGCUAUGGGACGCAGCUACCGGCGAGAUGGCCAGCUUCACCACUAGCUUCGAGUUCCAGAUCACUCUGGACGACGCGAGCACCAUCGUCACUCCCGGCGACGGCGGGAUGGCCUUCUUGCUCAGCCAUCAUGUCGGGUCUGGUAUACCCCCCGGGAGCUUCGGGGGCAGCUUGGGCCUCCUCCCGAACCUCACGUCCGGUUACAAGAUGAUGGCAACCGUGAGGUACGAGAAUGUUACCAAGUUCCUGGCCGUCGAGCUCACCAUCAACGGCGACACGUCCUACUACGUCAACGCCACUGUUGAUCUCAAGAGCUACCUUCCCGAGCAUGUCGCUAUCGGCUUCUCGGCAGCGACUGGCGGUGGUGGCGAGCAGCACCAGAUACUGUCAUGGUCAUUCAUAUCCACUCUGCAGGAGGAACAGGUACAUACACAUAGGUACCAGAUCAUCCUUGGCUUGGGAUCAGCGCUGCGGUAUCUCCAUCAGGACUGGGAGCAGUGUGUGGUGCACGGUGACAUCAAACCAAGCAACAUCAUGCUGGACGAGUCUCUCGGCACCAGGCUUGGCGACUUUGGCCUGGCCCGGCUCGGCGAUCACGGCGCACGGUGGCACACCACCAGGGCCGUGAUGGGCACGGCGGGGUACAUCGACCCAGAGUUCGUCAACACGCUCCACCCGAGCACCUACUCCGACGUCUACAGCUUCGGUGUUGUCCUCCUCGAGAUCGUCUCCGGGCGGUGCCCCGUCAUCCUGCUAGAAGGCGGCGCGCACUUUGUCCUGGUCAAGUGGAUGUGGGGCCUCUAUGGCCGGAACGCGAUCCUCGACGCGGCGGAUGAGCGGCUGAGGUCCGGCGACCAGGCCGACGAUAGGUGCAUGGAGAGGGUGCUCGUUGUUGGGCUGUGGUGCGCGCAUCCUGACCAGAGCGAACGGCCAUCCAUUGAGCAGGCCAUGCACGUCCUGCAGUCGGAGGACGCUAGGCUCCCGACGCUCACACCGCAAAUGUACAGAACGGUGUCGGAGUUUGCCGUCACUCGACGUGCUAUCGGCGCCUUGUCCGUUCAGAGCUCCUCUUCCACGACCACGGCGACAACCGGUGGCCACUCCAAGAUCUCUUCCGAGUCAGCAUCCUCUCCCUUGCUUUGA
This is a messenger RNA of Miscanthus lutarioriparius, 1389 nucleotides long. NCBI's taxonomy places the organism in Eukaryota, Viridiplantae, Streptophyta, Magnoliopsida, Poales, Poaceae. The record is from the annotation of a GenBank genome assembly.